CUUACCUAAGUCCCACUAUUCAAAAUGAAAUAAUAUCAAUAUGCAAUCAGUGUAUAUUAAAGGAAGUUUCUUCAAAAGUCAAAGCAUCACCAUUUUUUAGUGUUUUGGCGGAUGAAACUUCCAAUAUUGGUAAUAUUGAACAACUAUCCAUAGCAAUAAGGUUUAUUGAUAUGGAAUCAGGUAAUUAUAAAAUGAAGGAACUAUUUGUUCAAUUUAUUGAAUUACCUGACACUAAGUCAGAAACGAUUGCUAAUCAAAUUAUUAAAUCACUUCAAAACCUGGAUUUAAAUUUAAAUCUACUGAGAGGCCAAGGGUACGAUGGAGCUCCCUCGAUGAGUGGCCAUGUUAAAGGGGUCCAGUCAAGAAUUAGAGAGCUUUAUAGCACAGCUCUUUAUGUUCACUGCAGUUCACAUUGCCUGAAUUUGAUGAUAACUGAGGCAUGUGAAAUUAGAGACAUCCGGAACAGUUUACAAACAAUAUCGUCGGUUUGUGACUUCUUUACCCCACCCAAGAAGAGGGAGAUUUUUACCCAAACGUUCGAUGAAAUUGAUUCAAAAAAUUCAAAAAAAAAAUUAAAAAGAUUUUGUCCCACAAGAUUCAUUGAAAGACAACAAUCGGUGAAGGUUUUCAUCAAGUUAUAUGAGGUUAUUUUUGCAGCACUGGAAUCAUACAUAUUACGCAAAGAAAAAGAUUCCGCAGAUGCGGAAAAUCUUUUACAGGCUAUUACGAAGCCUCAAUUUUUAAUUUCAAUUCAAUGUGUUUAUUUUUUAUUUAAUUAUACAUAUGAUUUUAGCAAAAUGUUACAAAAAAUUGAUUUGGAUUUAACGGAGGUUAUGAAUAGGGCAAAGGAUAUUGUUGAAAUAUUAACAAAUAUCAGAGAUAAUGUGGAUGAAAAAUUUCACGAAAUAUAUGAGAAAGUAAAGGAGAUCGCUAAUAUGUUUGGGAUUGAAAUUUUUAAACCUAGAGUAGUUUCUAGACAAUCCAAUCGCUCAAAUAUUGAUGCAUCUACGAUUGAGGAUUUUUAUAAAAUUAACAUUUUUAUUCCACUUAUUGAUACAUUUUUAUUUCAAUUAAAGGAAAGAUUUAUAAGUCACAAUUUUAUUUUAAAAAGCUUUUAUUUUCUUUUGCCGGUUGAGUCUAAAUUGUUGAUUACACUUGAAACGCGAGAGGAUAUUAAGAACAUCUUAUAAUUUUAUUCUGAUGAUUUAUUAGGGUCGUAUGAUAAGUUACUUUGUGAUGUCGAAUUUUGGUAUAAAAAUCUUGGCAGAAUAGAGUACUCUUUGAGACCAAAAAAUGCUUUGCAGGCCCUUUCCAUGUGUAAUUGCACUUUAGAUUCCCUGCCCAAUAUCAAAACAUUGUUUUUUAUUUUAGCUACUUUACCGAUUAGUACUUGCACUAAUGAAAGGUCUUUUUCAACUUUGAAAAGGUUAAAAACCUAUUUAAGAAAUAGCACCGGUGAAAAUCGUUUAAAUGGAUUAGCCCUAUUAAAUAUUUAUAAGGAGAUUAUUCUAGAUAAAAAUUUGAUUCUAGAUGAAUUAGCCAAAUCUCAGAGAAAAGUAGACCUCUCUUUAUAAAUUCAAAUCAUAUAAUUGUAAUAUUUUCUUAGUCAUAAAA
Messenger RNA from Gordionus sp. m RMFG-2023, 1614 nucleotides. Its product is annotated as zinc finger MYM-type protein 1-like. The transcript is spliced from 2 exons. Bases 171 to 1190 code for a protein of 339 amino acids. The record is from RefSeq and is a predicted model, not a curated record. Lineage: Eukaryota; Metazoa; Nematomorpha; Gordioida; Chordodea; Parachordodidae.